UUGGGAGCCUCGAACUUCCCAAGGUGUAGCCAAUUUAUCUGAAGUCUAUUUUCUACCAUUUAUCUCAUUUUGCUAUUUUUACGUGUUCAUAAAUUUUCCUUUCCGGUGUUCUUCCAUCUACUCUUCCAUUGAGGAUUCUUACAAUUAGUAUCUAGAGCCACCGAUUCUUCAUGGGUCUGGUACGGUUAAAUAAGGAGCAAUUGUUGUUGUUGGAAAAGAUUUUGGAGAAAUUAGAGCAUAUGACAGAAAGACUCGACGAAAUGCAACAAAACUGGAAGCGGAUGCAGGAAUCUUGGGUGCAAUGGCAAGACGAGGAAGAAUAAGAAGAAAACACAGUAGAGGUGGAAGAAAUACAAAAAUCGGUAAUGCAAGAAGAAAAUGAAGAGACAGUAGCAAUUUCCACGGAAAAUUGCUUGGUCUGGGAAGACCAAGCUGUGGUGGAGGGAGUAGAAAAGGCAACUACGAAAUUUGUGGCAAUGUUCACGGAAGUCGUUCUCAAAGAGAUCCCCAAAGAAAUGACCCCAUCCGUCCGUAGAAAUUCAAACCCAAUGAUUAGGGUUAUGGUCAUUCUCUACAAUUCACGGCCUUCACCACAAAGAACCAGCCAACUUAGGUACUGCAAAAACCUAGAAGAUAGCUCAACCACAUCUCGACUCUCUCGUUUUAGGGGACCUAAGAUAGAUCCAGGGAAGGGAACACGACUCGUAUGGCAUCCUCCUUGGCCAAAAGGCAACACUCAGUCUCUGUUUGUGUGUCGGCUUGGGAGAAUUUGGGUUUGUUUGGCCAUGGAUGACCCCAAAAAAUCCCAAACCCUAGCCGCAAUGCAACAGUAUUGGGUGGAGUCGUUGGUGGCUGUACAAUAGCAAACCCACAGGGAAACGACGCCGUUACAUGAGGAAUUUCCAGAUUCCUCCGUUCUUGCUUUCAAUUUUUGCAAGGGUGAGAAACAGAG
This is a messenger RNA of Juglans microcarpa x Juglans regia, 952 nucleotides long. RefSeq lists its product as uncharacterized. NCBI's taxonomy places the organism in Eukaryota, Viridiplantae, Streptophyta, Magnoliopsida, Fagales, Juglandaceae. The record is from RefSeq and is a predicted model, not a curated record. Bases 366 to 863 code for a protein of 165 amino acids. The transcript has 2 exons.